Phragmites australis (common reed) is the source of this 876-nucleotide messenger RNA. Its product is annotated as kinetochore protein SPC24 homolog. Bases 117 to 719 code for a protein of 200 amino acids. The record is from RefSeq and is a predicted model, not a curated record. NCBI's taxonomy places the organism in Eukaryota, Viridiplantae, Streptophyta, Magnoliopsida, Poales, Poaceae. Gene Ontology annotation, biological process: regulation of chromosome segregation. The transcript has 5 exons.
CUGUUUCUACACAUCCCCUGACCCGCGAGACCGUGCCGCGGGCGUGCGGGUGAGGGAGGGAGGACGGGAGUGGGGCUAGGGUGCCGGCCGGCGCGGGCGCGAGGGCGGCCACUCCGAUGGCGGCGGACGCGGGCAAGCGGCUGGAGGUGGACGACGUCUUCUCCUUCGCCGACGACCUCGUGGGCGUGCUCCGCGGCAGCGAAGACGGCGACGACGGCGCGAGCGCGCGGAUGCUGCAGUCCGCCUGCCGCUCCGAGUCUGACGACCUCGAGCUGCAGCUGAGAGAUUGUCAUGAAAAAAUACGCUCCUGCAAGGAAAAGAUAGACAAAGCAAAAGUUGAAACCAUUGCUGAUGAUGAACUGAAUGCACUGCAAAAUAAGAUGGACGCAAAACUCCAGGAAGAGAAACAGCUUCGCCAAGAUUUAAGAGCAGUACAUGAUGAGCUUGAUAACCUAGACCGUCAGAGUGCUUCUAUUGAAGAAAGGAAGGAUGCUAUUAAGAAGAAGGAGAAAGACAUGCGGAAGGCACAAAAUAUGCUUUCCAUUUGUGUGUCCGUUACCAAUAUCAUGCCAAAUUUGGACGACCAGGAUAAGGUUUCCGGCUACAUUGUCGACAAAAAUGGGAAGAAGAUAGAGAAGUUCGAGUUUGAGAAGAAGACGUCACCAGUUGAGAUCUGCAACAAGCUCUGGAAGAAGAUUCAGUGCUCUAUCGAGGGUUAAUCCUCGACAAUGAUUUUGGGAUGUACCGGUCGAAGGGCGCGUGAACAACGCUGAAGUUGUGCGUUCGUUGGUGUGUGUUGAACUCAAGAAUACGAGGUUAUUCAGUUUUAUGCUCUUCUCGAAGGAUAACAGUCAUACGUUAUGUGUAUUUUGUUAU